AAUUACAAUUUUGUUUGUAAAAGUACAGAUAUUGAUUAUAAAUUUUGCAUUUUCUUAUAACAAUUAAAGUUUCUGUUUAUAAAAAUAUAUUGUUUUGUGCUAUAAUAAGGAAAAGAAUAUAUUGUUGUAUUUUAGGUUUAUUUAUUGGUUGUAAUUAUUCCAUGUACCGACUGUCAUUACUCCUUACCCUGGAUAAUGGAAGACAAAGCUGUUUUUUUUUUAAUAAAAAAAACACAUAUUGAAUAAUUUUAAACAAUUCUUGUGAAUUCUAUCAAGAAAAUCAAUUAUUAUAGUUUAAGAAUCUCUUACGUUCAACCCUAAUCCACAUUACAAAUAAUUCAGUAUUCUACACAAGGAAUGUAGAACAUUUCAGUACUUUUAAAUGAUUAUUACGCGUAUUUUGUUAAACAUUUUGGCUCAAAUAAUUUUAUAACAUUCUUCAAACUUCUAAAAAUAAGGUCUAAAAGUUACUUUUGGAACAAUUAGAAAUUUAAAACAGUGAAAAUUAAUGAAUCUACAAAACUAGUCUAAAAUUGAAACCAAAAAUCAGUGAAGUUUAUUCUAUCCAACAGUAUAGGAUUAAAGUUAAAUAAAUAUAUAAGAAUUACAAUAUUUUUUUUGGCUUUAUUUUUAAGUGGCUCUCAUUUAACUCUUUUCCCUGUUACUUCCAUUUAUUACAGCACACCUAUGUACUUAAAAAAUUUAUCUUUUUAAUUUUCUUAAUUGUCUUGAAUUAUUAGAUAUUACCUGUCUUUGUUUUUGUAUAUACUUAUUUGUAGAUAGUAAGCUUAAUUAAUAAUAUUUUAAGUGCAUUCAAUUUAUUAAAAUUGCAUUACGUUGGCAUGCAAUCUAAUGUUAUAAAAUUGCAGAAGUAAUACGUUGCUUUUUAUUCUGUGUGAUACAUCAAAGAGGAUGUAUGUACAAUUCGCGGUAUUUUGUGUUUCCAGAAAGUUUUACUAUUUUCCUCUAAAAUAUUCGGUAUCGCGAACGUCAAUAUAAUCAAUAACUAUACCUUGUGAAACGCGCCAAUUAACAACAAAACCCGAAAAUGGAAAAGAACCACAUCCAAAUAAAAGACAACUUGCCUUCGAUAGAGCACAUUUUACGUCCAAUAACGUAUACCUCCUGGCUUCUGGGUGCCGGUGUUGCACAUCCGCGCAAAUAUCCAAAGAUUAUCUCGAUAAUUCUGUGUAUAAUUUACUUCGUCCUGUGUUUUAUUGUUAUGAUAUUCGAGAUUAAACAGACUUUUGACAUGUAUAACUUAAUCCAAAACAUAUACAGUAUUGUAUCCUUUAUUCAAAUGGGAAGUUAUGUACCUGCGUAUUAUUGCAUUUAUCAAGCGAUUGGGCAAUACGACAAAUGGCCGAAGCUAAUGGAUAAAAUAAAAGAGUUUGAUCAGAAGAUUAGAAGGGAAAUACUUAUAAAUGACAAGCCAGUGAAAAUUGCGGAAGUAUUAGCAAUUCUAGUGACGUUUACUUGUUGUCCUUUGUGCAUAAUUGUGGACAUCUUGUAUUUUCCAAAUACAAGUCUAAAUGAAAUUUUGUCUUUACUUGAUUACUAUAGGUUAAGCCAAACCCUCAUCAAUAGCUUCGUCUUUGACGUUGUUGUUUAUGUGCUGUAUCAUAGAUUACAAGCAAUAAAUAAAUUGAUUGGCCAAUUUAAUGAGUUCUCCGACGCGCUUAAGAUUAGACGCAUCCGAAAAAUGCAUAAUGGUAAGCUACUAUAAGUGGUUUUUUUUUUGUAAUUGUAACUCAAGUAUAAAUACAUGGUUCAAGAUAUAGUUUGAUACUACUUAUGAAAAGAUUGUAAUAAUAGUGAUAUCAAAACGUAAUCAAAUUAUAAAUUUUGUUAUGUAGAUAUUUGUGAUCUUCUCAUCAUGGUAAAUGACAUUUAUGGUUUUAAUCUGCUCUUCUGUGCGGUAAACUGUCUCAUUGGGGAUCUAAGUAACCUAUUAAUAAUCUACUUGGGAAUUAGGACAAAAAUAAAUUUCUUUAUGUGGACGCAUAUUACUUUUGUGAUUCUGUACACCACGCAAUUUGGUCUGAUGUGCUGGAAUUGCACGCUUGCGCGUCGAGAAUUCGACAAAACUGGGAUAAUCAUACAUGCAAUCGUACUGAAUUCUAAACAUAUGAAUUUUAAACUAAAAGGAAAGAGAAGUCAAUCGAAUCUAGAAAUGCGAACCUCAGUGGAAGAUCGAAACAGUUGGCAAAAUUCUAUUUGGGACAGCAGUCACUAUUGGAACAACAUCGUCGCAGAAAAUUUUUUGCAACGUCGUCGUGCAGAAAAUCUACGCAAAAACUUGAAUUAUCAACGUAUUAGGAAUGAGAUAAAUGAUUUUUUUAUUCAACUACAACAUCGUCGAAUAGUAUUUACAGCUUAUGAUUUCUUCGAUAUAAACAAUGUAGCGUUUAGUGGUGUAAGUACAUUAUUUAUUAAUUUUACUAAAAUUUACAUAAAAUUAGUUACUUUUGAAUUUGAAUAUAAAUAAUAGCUAUUACACAAAUAAAUUAAUUAAAUUAAACUUAUUUUUUAGUUCAUUGGCGCAAUCAUCGUUUAUAUGACAAUCUGUGUUCAAUUUUUUAACAGUUGGAUAAGUAAUCGCCAGCUCUUAUCAUUGAAAUAAUAACAGAAAGAAGUGUAUGUAAUCAUAUGUAAUCGCAUGUAGAUUUUUAAAUAAAUUUAAACAAUCAAUUCUUAAAGUACAGAUUUUAAGGCAUGUGUUCUAUUAAAAUGGUGUUUCAUUUCUUCGCCCUCGAUGCUGUUUUCGCGCUCUUCAUACUGCAUAAACAGAAUUAUGUGCUAUGUGUCAGCUUAUUACUACAUUUAUUACAGUAUCAAUAAGUAGUCGAAAAGGAAGAAGUAUUCAUAAAAAAGGGGCCAGUGGAAAACGGGGAAGCGAUUCCUGAUUAUUACAUCCUGUAUUAUUACUAUACACAUCCAGAGUACAUUUUCGCGUCCAUCUUGCUAUUUACUACAUAUUAAUUCAGUUGUUGAUCAAUACACACAGAAAAAUAUCAUUUUACACAUGCAAGAAAACUAUUUACUCAUUUUAUUUUAUUUUGUUCAAGUAAUAGUAUUUUUCAAUAAAGAAUGUUUUCUUAAUAUUAGUUUUAAGGUAUACUUGUCACAAGUAUUAGAAAAUCUCAGCAUUUUUUUACUUAAAAUAAGAAUUUAUUUUUGUUUGAAGAAAUUAAUUCUUGUUUCAAGAAUAUUAUAAAACUUGGUUGAUUGAAGAAUACUUUGUUGUACUCUACAAGUAAACCGAAUAUUUUUUGAAGUAAAUAUUCUUUUUUGAAGUAUUGUACUAAGAUUCUGAAUAUGUUUUAAAUAAAUGUCGUAUUUGUGGCAAGUUUACCGUAGAUUUGCGGAUGCAUUAUUUGGUGUGCCAUAAAUCUGUACAAAAUUAGAUGAAUCAGGGAACUUUAAAAUCGUAAGUGUUUUGUUUAAAAUCUUUAACAAAUAAUAUUAUUUUUAUCUAUAAGUACGUUGCAAUAAUAUUGAUAUCAUAUAAUAGAGAAGGUUGUAAUAUGGCCACCCAUUUAUAUUUUAUUUAAUAACUUUGUUAAUAAUCAAUGUUUUGAGUUGAAAUUUUAUAAUUGUAUUUAUCAAAGUGUUGCUCAUUAGAUUUUCAAUUUAAAGUUAUAAAAUAUUUAUUAUGUUAUAUAUUAUUUAUAUAUUAUUUAUACAAAUGUAAUGAUGCUGCAUAAUGGGCCGAAGAGAAAUAGGGAGGGUAAUAUGGCCACCACAAAAAUAAAUGUAAAAAAAUUGGUUUUGUUUAAAAAGGUCACAGUAUUUUGUUAGAAACAGGUAUGUAUAUAAAAUAAGUUGUUAUAUCAAAACAAGUGAUUUUUAUUCACAUUUAAUAAAAGUUAUAUAAAAAUAACCUUAUAUCUAAAGAACCUUAUUCAUAUAAAGAAUUUAGAAAAUUAACAGCCUUAAAUUAAGUUUUUAACCAAUAUAUCGAGGAAUUUUGUCGAUAUGGAGAUCACGAAAGUGGUCAUAUUACUAGCACAUUUAGAUGGCCAUAUUGACAACGUCCUAUAUCAUCGUUUAAUUUUGUAUAACUCGAAAUAUAUACUGCCGAAUAAAGAGUUAAAUAAUAAGAAAGUACUCAAGUGUACAUACAUUUGGGUGAUAAUGCGGGUAAGUUUAAAAAGAAUAAAGAAGUAUGUGUAAUUAAAUGUUAAAAUGUACCUCAAAAAAUUUUCGAAAUUCUUAAAAGUUAAAAUGCCUUAUAACAAAUGUUCACUGUUGUGUUUUGUCAUAUUAGCAUCAUUAUAUAACAGUAGGCUACUAAACAAAUGAUAUCAUAAAUAAUUACUAGAAUCCAUCAACUAAUAACGGAGAUAAUGUGGAUGGCCAUAUUAUCCGCACUGGCCAUAUUACCACCUUCUCCUCUAUAUAUUAAAAUUGUGAACUGUGUUAUAUACAUUUGUGAUCUCGUUAUUUGUGCUAAACAAUAUUUAUUUUUUUAAUCUUUUCAAUUUUUUUAUUUUCUUCUUUGUUCAAUGAAAUCAUUUUAUCAUAGUGAUGAAAACCCUAUUCAGAAUUUACAGUAGAAAAAAUUUUAUGUUUACAUCGGUAUAUAGUAUUCUUGUGUUCUUUAUGUUACACACGGAGAGAAUUUUCUCUUAAAAUUUAUCUUUAAGAUCUAAUUGUGGAAGAAUGUGUAAUCUCAAGGAAUUUUGCUAUACUCUUUAGUAAAAUUUAUUAUAAAUAUAAUAAAAUUUACUAAAAGUAUAAUUAAAUUUACUAAAAGUAUGGUAAAUUUUACUAAAAAGUAUAGUAAAAUUCCUCGACAUCACACAUUAUCCCACAACUACCAGAUUUGAAGAUAAAUUUUAAGAGAAAAUUUUCUACGUGCACAGUUCAGUUUUUUGAUGUGCUGGAUUUGUAUGCUUAUACAAAAAGAUUCUGAAAAAAUUAGAACAAUUAUUAGUCAUUUCAACUGAAUUGCGAAAACCUGGACUCGAAAACUGAGGCUAUGUCAGAAAUGACGACAGUUUUUUAUUCAAUUACAGCAUUGAAAAGUAUUUACGGCUCACAAUUUCUUCGAAAUGAAAAAUAUCCUUCUCAGUGAUGUGAGUACAUUAUUUAUCUACUUUAUAGAGCAAUUUAUAGAGAGCUAUUCUUGAAUUGUAAUGUAAUAUCUUUGGGGGGAAAAAUUAAAUAAGGUAAAUUUAUUUUUCAGUUAAUGUAGGCCCUACAUUGUAGGGGAUCACGGGGUGAUAGAAGCCAUGAGAUAAUGGGAAUUUUGUAGUUAUACGCAUAUCCGAGUGAGUUUGCGCGCGUUUUGUUCAGUGCUGGAGAGACAUGAGAAAGAGAUGGCUAAUGCGUUGCAUCGCUCAAUUGUCAUUUGACUCCAAAAAGACUAAGACUAGUUUUUGUGCUCUGCCACUUUAAUUUUCGUGGAUUUUUACUGAUAAAAUAUGAGUAAGGACACAUAUUACCACACUUUGUUACUCAUUAUUAUUAGAUUGCACUUCGGUAUAUAUAUGUAAACAACUAUUUGUCUUGAAACGAUUACCCGUUUUUAAUUGUUUCAAUAAAUUCAAUUAAAAAUAGUUUGUUCGAGGUAAUGAUAAUUAGACAACCCAUGUCGACCUUUUAUAAUGUUCUUUUCUAUUAUGACUUUUUUAAUUUUUUGUUAAAGAUAGGAAACAAAUUUAAAAUAAGAAAAAAAUAUAAAUGUAAAAAUCUAUCUACCUAGAGAUAAAUUCAGUUUUUAAAAUAAAAAAAAAUAUUAGAUAAAACAAAAAUAAUGAUAAUGGUAAUGAAAAUAUUUAUAUCUUUGGUGCUGAAACAGCGAAAUCAAAUGAAUUAUGAUAUGAUGCAGAUCCUGUGGCAUUGGGUUUACGCAAAAUGCUCUGGAUGCAAUUCAUAAUAUAUGUACAACUUUUGUCAUCAGUAUUAAAAUGGCUGACUUUUUUGAAAGUUUACAUGUUUUUUAUAAUAAUUAAAGUUUUUGUCAAUAAAAGUAUAUUGUUUUGUGCCGCAAAAUGGGUAAAUUUUUAGAUUUUGCAUUUUUCUACAAUAAUUACAAUUUUGUUUGUAAAAGUACAUAUAUUAAUUUUAAAUUUUGCAUUUUCUUAUAACAAUUAAAGUUUUUGUUUAUAAAAAUAUAUUGUUUUGUGCUAUAAUAAGGAAAAGAAUAUAUUGUUGUAUUUUAGGUUUAUUUAGUGAUGGUUGUAAUUACCCCGUGUACUGACUGUCAUUAUCCCGUACGCUGAAUAAUGGAAGCCAAAUCUCUUUUCUUUUUAACAAAAAAAAAACAAAAAAAAACAUAUUGAAUAAUUUUUAACAAUUCUUGUGAAUUCUAUCAAGAAGAACAAUUAUAUUAUAGUUUAAGAAUCCCUUAUGUUUAACCCUAAUCCACAUUAGAAAUAAUUCAGUAUUCCGCACAAGGGUUGUAAUACGUCGCAGUCUUUUUAAAUGAAUAUUACUCGUAUAUUAUUAAACAUUUUGGCUCAAAAAAAUUUUAUAAUAUUCUUUAAACUUUUAAAAAUAAAGUCCAAAAGUUACUUUUAGGGCAAUUUAAAAUUUAAAACAGUGAAAAUUAAUAAAUCUACAAAACUAGUCUAAAACUGAAGCCAAAAAUCAGUGGGGUUUAUUCUAUCCCACAGUAUGGGAUUAGAAUUAAAUAAAUAUAUAAAAAUUAUUUUUUUUUUGGCUUUAUCCUUAAGUGGCUUCUAUUCAAUCCUUUCCUCUAUUACUUCCAUUUAUUACAGCACACCUGCGUACUUAAAAAAUUUAUCUUUUUAAUUUUUUUAAUUGUCUUGAAUUAUUAGAUAUUAUCUGUCCUUGUUUUUGUAUAAGUUUAUUUGUAGAUAGUAAGCUUAAUAAUUUUUUAAAUGCAUUUAAUUUAUUAAAAUGACAUUACGCUGGCAUGCAAUCUAAUGUUAUAAAAUUGCAGAAGUAAUACGUUGGUUUCUAUUCUGCGUGAUACAUCAAGGAGGAUGUAUGUACAAUUCGCAGUAUUUUGUGUUUCCAGAAAGCUUCACUAUUUUCCUCUAAAAUAUUCUGUAUAGCGAACAUCAAUAUAAUCAAUAACUAUAUCUUGUGAAACGCGCCAAUUAACAACAAAACCCGAAAAUGGAGAAAAACCACAUCCAAAUGAAGGACAACUUGCCUUCGAUAGAGCACAUUUUACGUCCAAUAACGUAUACCUCCUGGCUUCUGGGUGCCGGUGUUGCACAUCCGCGCAAAUAUCCAAAGAUUAUCUCGAUAAUUCUGUGUAUAAUUUUUUUUGUCUUGUGUUUUAUUGCCAUGAUAUUCGAGAUGAUUGAGCUUCUUAACAUAUAUAACGUCAUCCAAAACAUAUACAGUAUUUUAAUUUUUAUUCAAAUGGGAAGUUAUGUACUUGCGUAUUAUUGCAUUUAUCAAGUGAUUGGGCAAUACGACAAAUGGCCGAAGCUAAUGGAUAAAAUAAAAGAGUUUGAUCAGAAGAUUAGAAGAGAAAUACCUAUAAAUGACGGGCCAAUAAAAAUCGCAGAAACGCUAGCGAUUCUGGUGACGUUUAUUUGUUGUCCUUUGUGCAUAAUUGUGGACAUCUUGUAUGAUUAUUUUAGAAAUCCAAAUCUAAUCAAAAUUUCGUUAUUAAUUGAUUUCUAUAAGUUAGGCCAAUCCCUCAUCAACAGCUUCGUUUUUGACGUUGUUGUUUAUGUGCUGUAUUAUAGAUUACAAGCGAUAAAUAACUUGAUUGGCCAAUUGAAUGAGUUAUCCGACGCGCUUAAAAUUAGACGCAUCCGAGAAAUGCAUAAUGGUAUUUGUGAUCUUUUCAUCAUGGUAAAUGACAUUUAUGGUUUUAAUCUACUCCUCUGUUCGAUAAACUGUCUCAUUGGGGCUCUAAUAAAUCUAUCAGCAAUCUAUUUGGAAAUUAGGAUAGAAAUGAACCUCUUUAUGUGGAUGCAUAUUACUUUUUUGAUUCUGUACACCACGCAAUUUGGUCUGAUGUGCUGGAAUUGCACGCUUGCGCGUCGAGAAUUUGACAAGACUGGGAUAAUCAUACAUGCAAUUCUACUGAAUUCCAAACAUAUGAAUCUUAAACUAAAAGAAAAGAGAAGUCAAUCAAAUCUAGAAAUGCAAACUUCAGUGGUAGAUCGGAACAAUUGGCAAAAUUCUAUUUGGGACAGCAGUCACUAUUGGAACGACAUCGUCGCAGAAAAUUUUUUGCAACGUUGUCGUGCAGAAAAUCUACGCAAAAACUUGAAUUAUCAACGUAUUAGGAAUGAGAUAAAUGAUUUUUUGAUUCAACUACAACAUCGUCGAAUAGUAUUUACGGCCUAUGAUUUCUUCGAAAUAAACAAUGGAGCGUUUUGUGGUUUCUUUGGCGUAAUCAUCGUUUAUAUGACAACCGGUAUUCAAUUUUUUAAUAGUUGGACAAUUAAUAGCGAACUUGGUCGCCAAGUUUAUUCACGGUGGAAAGAAUAACAGGAAGGAGUGUUAGAGCGAGAGGAAUAUUGCAAACUGCGAGAGACGAAGAAAGAACCUGAUUGGCUGCCCUAUUCUGAAACCCUGUGACAUCAAACACAUGUUCUAAGGCUCUAACGAUAAUCGUAUUGUAUAUAUUCACAUUUAAAAUAACACAUAUACAUACACACAUACACACAAUAUACUAAUUAAUGAGAGUAUUUUUUUCUUAAUCAAAAUUACUAAGAAAUAAUACAUAGUUACAUACACUAAAAACAUACCCCAAUAAAACAGUGUGUAAAAUCCACGUUGUUUUCACGUGGAAUCCAUUUUUCUAUGGAUUCUACGUGGAUUCGACGUAGAUUUUAUGUACUGUUUUAUUGGUAUAGUAUAUAUCCAUACAUAAAUUCUGCAAAAGAAUUACCUAGAAUAAAAAUUUUUCUAG
Monomorium pharaonis (pharaoh ant) is the source of this 8854-nucleotide messenger RNA. RefSeq lists its product as uncharacterized. Bases 7093 to 8430 code for a protein of 445 amino acids. The record is from RefSeq and is a predicted model, not a curated record. Lineage: Eukaryota; Metazoa; Arthropoda; Insecta; Hymenoptera; Formicidae. Gene Ontology annotation, biological process: sensory perception of taste. Gene Ontology annotation, cellular component: dendrite; neuronal cell body; membrane. The transcript has 3 exons.